UCUCUUUCUUCUUACUGGGGAUAAAAACGCGCGUAAAGAUGAAUGUCCAUUAUAAAAAACGCAAUAGAAUCCACCAAAGAGCGAUUAUUGGCCAAUGUUUACUUUUCUCUGGAUCUCGGUUGGUAAAAUUGGCGAAUUAUACCAGAGUAAGAUUACGUCGUUUUUCUUUUGAUUUGAGUUUAAUCUGAGUCAUGCUGAAACUUUUAAGCUGACUGAUUCGGUGAGAGCACUGAAACAAAAUAUACAAUCAUUUUUAUGUGCACGUUUAGGCGCGUUUCCUGAAUGGGAAUUGUUUUCGCUGAGAAACCGACUAAAGUUUAGCUCUGUUUCGUCUUAAUGAAAAUUCACCUGAUAACAAAGAUUUUUACAAAUUUCUCAAAAGUUUGUCCGUGCAGAGUUUAACAUAUGCUCACAUAACCUGCGUUUGCUACAAUAAAUAUCCGUGUGGUACGCAGCGUUAUAAUAUGAGACCAUAUCAAAGCGAAAGUUUAUCUUAGCAGAACUAGCAGUUACUUAUGCGUGAGUGAAUGUUCACGGCUGUGUAAACAUAGCGAUAUACGCUCGUUUACUGAUAUUUAUUCAGUGUGCCAUAUGUUUUGGUUUCGAUUAAAACUGUAUUUACACGUUAAACGUCCUACGGAACUUAAAAAAACUGUAUCAGUUGUAUAACGGGUAGCAGUAAUAUGUAAGCACACUUUUAACCAAAUACUACUUACGCAACACUGACAUACCAUAUAAAUAUAAUUUUGCAUCGAUGCAAUUCUUCAACUUUUCUUGAAUGUAAGUCCUCCAAUUAUGGAGGUAUACAAUAUAAUGUAAACUAGACCUUAAUGCCAUGUACCACGGGGUAUAUACAUAUCAAAACAGCCUCGCUCAUCCCUAAGGUUCUUUAUUGUACUUAGACAUCAGAGUUGGUUGUUUCAGAGAAGAAGACUAAGCAUGGUUAAUUUCUUUACGCUGUUGAUUAUUUUUGGUAUCGCAGCGGCGGAUGAAGUGUGUUACCCUCCUUAUGGAUGCUUCACCAGUCAGUUCCCAUUCAACCAAGCAUUUGUGCAAUUACCCGAACUUCCCAGUGAAGUAGGAACAACCUUCCUUUACUUCACUAGGAAAAAUCCGAUACAUCCACUAUUUUUGAAUCCGACUGCACCCAAUUCUCCAUCGGCGAAUAAUUUUGAUCCGAACAAAAAGACAGUGAUGCUGGUACAUGGCUAUAUUGAGUCUCGCAAGCAGUGGUACGUCCAGAUGUUCAUUGAUGAGCUACUCAAACAUGACGACAUGAAUGUGAUUUUUACUGACUGGUCAUAUGGAGCAGGGUUUCCUUACCAUCAAGCAUACGGAAACGCGAGACUUGUUGGUGCUCAAUUGUCUCGCAUGGUGGAGGUGUUGCACAAUGACACUGGUGUGAGUUUACAUAACAUUCAUCUGAUUGGCUUUUCUAUUGGGGCACAUAUUGUUGGGUACGCCGGAAGAAAUUUGAAAAGGAGAGGAAUGAUAAUAGGGAGAAUUACAGGACUUGAUCCAGCUGCUCCCUACUACGAAAGUGAACACAUUGACGUCCGGCUAGAUCCGACUGACGCCGACUUUGUUGACGUAGUUCAUACAGACGGUAAAACGAUUCUAAUCAACGGCUUCGGUACAAUACAAGAAAUGGGACAUAUUGACUUCUAUCCUAACGGAGGUUUCCAUCAGUUGGGUUGUGGAAAGCUGGAUAUAGGUGUGGUCCAGUACUUAGCCUGCAGUCAUUACCGUGCAGUAAGAUACUUUAUGGAAUCCAUUAACAGCCAGUGUCCAUACUAUGGAGUUCCAUGUGCUUCUUACAAAAGCUACACCAAGGGCAAUUGUGUGUUCUGCUCUAAUAGUACUUGCCCCCGUAUGGGAUAUCACGCGAUGAAACCGGAACAAAAACAAGAUGGCGUUAAAUUUUAUUUGAAAACACACACGGAGUUUCCAUUUUGUGGAUACCAUUAUAUAUUUGGAUUUUAUACCGACAAACGACUUUUUGGAGAUUUAUCAAGUAGUGUUGUGACAGUAAAAAUUAUUGGUUCCAAAAACAAUGAGACCAUUGAUUUGCCUCGACACACGUAUGACUCUGGUAGCAUUGAGCAUUUGAAUGUGUUGCUGAAAAAAGAUCUUGGAGUUGUGCAGUCAGUCAAUCUUCGCCAUGAUAGAAUCAUCGACAUAUGGUACUUGAGGGGUAUGACAGUGCGACCUAUUUGGUCCAACACAGAAUACACCGCCUGCUACAACAAAUGGUUAAACAGUUAUGAUUCAGGAGUAGUCUUCCAACAAGCGUCCAUAAGUUCGUGUCCAACUAAAUAAAUAAAUAAAUAAAUAAAAAAAUAAAAAAAUACCAGCUAUUUUUUUGAUUUUUUUU
Messenger RNA from Hydractinia symbiolongicarpus, 2374 nucleotides. Its product is annotated as inactive pancreatic lipase-related protein 1-like. The coding region runs from base 940 to 2319 and encodes 459 amino acids. The record is from RefSeq and is a predicted model, not a curated record. Lineage: Eukaryota; Metazoa; Cnidaria; Hydrozoa; Anthoathecata; Hydractiniidae. The transcript is spliced from 9 exons. Gene Ontology annotation, biological process: lipid metabolic process. Gene Ontology annotation, molecular function: protein binding; triacylglycerol lipase activity.